AUGAACUUGACUGUUUUCAUGGAUUCAGCAUCGAUCUCCAUGGAAGCCAGGAAGUUGUUCAUUCUUCUCCUCCUACUACUUCAUUUAGCUCAUUUUUCUUCUGUUGCAGUAAGUUCUAACAUCAUCCUUUACCCUGAAACUGAAAAAGAUGCCCUUCUUAACUUCAAACAAGGGUUCACAAACCCUUCACACCUGCUUUCCUCGUGGAUUACUGAGCAAGAUUGCUGCAAAUGGGAGGGUGUUGAAUGCGACAACACAACCGGGCAUGUCACCACUCUUGAUCUUCACAGCACAAGUCAAGCUGACUCCUUGCGAGGUGAGCUUAGAAAUUCAUUGCUUGAUUUGCCAUACUUGAGACAUCUAGACCUUAGCCACAAUGAUUUUCACUAUAUCCAAAUUCCCGAUUUCAUUGGCUCUUUAAAAAACUUAGAGUACUUGAAUCUUUCAAGUGCUAACUUCAGAGGGAUAGUGCCUGAUCAUCUUGGAAAUCUUUCAAGCCUUCAGUACCUUGAUCUGAGUGGUUCUGGUCACAAUCUAAGAGUAAACAACCAUGACUGGCUAAGCCAACUAUCCUGUCUGAAGGUUAUUGACUUGAGUUGGGUAAAUUUUGGAAGUUGGAAUAGUUGGCUUCGUGCAAUCAACAUGCAACCAUCUCUCAUCAAGUUAAAUCUAUCUGCCUGCCGUCUUUACUCUCUUCAUAUUCCCCCUACACUGCCUUUUCUUAACUUCACUUCUCUGCAAAUUCUUGAUCUCUCACAUAACUACUUUGGGUCUUUAAUACCAAGUUGGUUAUUCAACCUCAGCAGCCUUGCUACUCUGAGCCUAAAAAACAGUGACAUCCAAGGUUCAAUUCCAAAGACUUUCCAGACCAUGACCUCACUCACAGUACUUGAUCUCUCAGAAAACAAUCUCAGAGGCGAGUUACCAUCUGCACUGCCAUCACUUUUGAAAGAAGUGCGCUUCUCUGGUAACAACCUAAAUGGUUCUUUAGCCAAAAUCAUCAUGCACCUUAAGCAUCUAGUAGUUUUGAAUGUUGCUCGGAAUUAUUUGAACGACACACUUACUGAAGAGUCGCUCAACUUCAGUGAUUUGAAGGAAUUGGAUUUAUCUUAUAACUCAAUUGUCCUGAAGAUGAGCCAAAGUUGGAUUCCCUCUUUCCAACUUGAUGUUAUAUCCCUAGGGCAUUGUCAACUAGGGCAACGCUUCCCGAGUUGGCUAAGGACUCAGAAAACAUUCUCCUUCAUUGAUAUCUCUAGUGCUGGUAUUUCAGAAAAGGUACCUGACUGGUUUUGGGACCUCUCUCCUGCAAUGGAGCAUAUGAAUCUUUCUUGGAACCAACUUAGUGGUCAACUGCCAGACUUGUCAAGAUUUAGUCUCUCGGUAGUAGACUUGAGUGGCAACAAUUUCCAAGGUCCUGUGCCACAUUUUUCUUCAAUGAUGAGAGUUUUUAUUCUAAGAACUAAUUCUUUCAGUGGCACUGUUUCCCCUGUAUGUGAAUCACUGGUUUAUAAUAAUUCUCUAAGGUUCCUAGAUUUAUCAUCAAACAAUCUAUCAGGACCACUCCCUGACUGCUUGGUAAAUGGGACAAAGCUGAUUGUCUUGAAUUUGGGUAGUAACUUCCUCUUUGGAGAAAUACCUCAAUCACUUGGAAAUCUGCAGAAUCUCAAGAUCUUAAGACUGCAAAAAAAACAAUUUCUUGGGAGAGCUGCCUUCAUCAUUGCAGAACUUGAGAAGUUUAGUGGAGCCAUCCCUCCUCAACUUUGCAGACUUGAGUACCUAAUGGUUUUGGACCUUAGUAACAAUGCAUUGACAGGAACAAUUCCAAAGUGUGUCAAUAAUUUUCUCAUUAUGGCUGGGGUUGAAGGCGUUCCCUCCUUCAUUUUUGAUCAAUAUACAGCAUAUGAGAAGGUUGUAGUAGAGACCAUCAUAAUCACAAUUUUUAGUGAAUAUAACAGGUUUAGAUUUCCAUUCACCUUGUUCUCCUUAGGAAGCUUGCUAUUAACUAGUAUUGAUCUAUCGGGCAACUUUCUUUCAGGUGAGAUUCCAGGGGAACUUACCAGUCUUGUUAAGUUGGGAGCAUUGAAUUUGUCGGCAAACAAUCUAACAGGACCUAUUCGUGUCGGGCCAGGGUUUCAUAACAUGAGAUUGUUGGAGAGAACAGACAUAGUUUCAGAAAAGGGCAAGUCUUUUAUGGGUGCAGAGAAGAAAGAAGAAUAUGAGAGAGAGAGAGAGAGAGUUACUGCAAACCAGCAAAUUACCCAUUUGGUACAUGUAGUAGAGUCAUCAGUAAACCCUGAAAGCUAUCAAGGGAUUAUAUAUUGUGCUUGUAAUCUAUUCAAUAGAUCACAACCCACAGUUCUUAUUUCUUUGCUAAACUUCUACUAUACUAUCGUGAUUUCACAAUCAAUCUCCAUGGAAGCUAGGAAGUUAUUCAUCCUUUUCCUCCUACUUAAUUUAGCUCAUUUUUCUUCUACUGCAGUAAGUUCUAACAUAAUCCGUUGCCCUGAAACUGAAAAAGAUGCCCUUCUUAACUUCAAACAAGGAUUCAAAAAUCCUUCAAACCUGCUUCCCUCCUGGACUACUGACCAAGAUUGCUGCAUAUGGGAGGGUAUUGAAUGCGACAAGAGAACCGGGCAUGUCACCACUCUUGAUCUUCACAGCACAAGUCAAGCUGACUCCUUGCGAGGUGCGCUUAGAAAUUCAUUGCCUGAUUUGCCAUAUUUGAGACAUCUAGACCUUAGCCACAAUGACUUUUUCUAUAGUCAAAUUCCUGAUUUCAUUGGCUCUUUCAAAAACUUAGAGUACUUGAAUCUUUCAAGUGCUAAGUUUAGUGGGAUAGUUCCUGAUCAUCUUGGAAAUCUUUCGCGCCUUCAGUACCUUGAUCUGAGUGGUUCUGGUGGAAUUCUAAGAGUAAACAACCAUGACUGGCUAAGCCAACUAUCCUGUCUGAAGGUUAUUGACUUGAGUUGGGUAAAUCUUGGAAGUUGGAAUAGUUGGCUUCGUGCAAUCAACAUGCAACCAUCUCUCAUCAAGUUAAAUCUAUCUGCCUGCCAUCUUUACUCUCUUCAUAUUCCCCCUACACUGCCUUUUCUUAACUUCACUUCUCUGCAAAUUCUUGAUCUCUCACAUAACCAUUUUGGGUAUUUAAUACCAAGUUGGUUAUUCAACUUCAGCAGUCUUGCUACUCUGAACCUAAAAAACAGUGAGAUCCAAGGUUCAAUUCCAGAGACUUUCCAAACCAUGACCUCACUCACAGUACUUGAUCUCUCAGAAAACAAUCUCAGAGGCGAGUUACCGUCUGCACUACCAUCACUUUUGAAAGAAGUGCGCUUCUCUGGUAACAGCCUAAAUGGUCCUUUAGCCAAAAACAUCAUGCACCUUAAGCAUCUAGUAGUUUUGGAUGUUGCUCGGAAUUCUUUGAACGACACACUUACUCAAGGGUCACUCAACUUCAGUGAUUUGAAGGAAUUGGAUUUAUCUGAUAACUCAAUUGUCCUGAAGAUGAGCCAAAGUUGGAUUCCCUCUUUCCAACUUGAUGUUAUAGCCCUACGAUCUUGUGAACUAGGGCAUCUCUUCCCGAGUUGGCUAAGGACCCAGAAAACAUUCUCCUUCAUUGAUAUCUCUCGUUCUGGGAUUUCAGACAAGGUACCUGACUGGUUUUGGGACCUCUCUCCUGCAAUGAAGCACAUGGAUCUUUCUUCGAACCAACUUAGAGGUGAAGUGCCAGAUUUGUCAAGAUUAAGUCUUUCGGAAGUAGACUUGAGUGGCAACAAUUUCCAAGGUCCUGUGCCACAUUUUUCCUCAAUGAUGAAAGUUUUUAUUCUAACAAGUAAUUCUUUCAGUGGCACUGUUUCCCCUGUAUGUGAAUCGCUGGUUUAUAAUAAUUCUCUAAGGCUCCUAUAUUUAUCAUCAAACAAUCUAUCAGGACCACUCCCUGACUGCUGGGUAAAUGGGACAGAGCUGAUUGUCUUGAACUUGGGUAGUAACUUCCUCUUUGGAGAAAUACCUCAAUCACUUGGAAAUCUGCAGAAUCUCAAGAUCUUAAGACUGCAAAAAAACAAUUUCUUUGGAGAGCUGCCUUCAUCAUUGCAGAACUUGAGAAGAGAAACCAGUUUAGUGGAGCCAUCCCUCCUCAACUUUGCAGACUCGAGUACCUAA
Messenger RNA from Ipomoea triloba (trilobed morning glory), 4158 nucleotides. Its product is annotated as receptor-like protein EIX2. Gene Ontology annotation, molecular function: protein binding. The record is from RefSeq and is a predicted model, not a curated record. The transcript has 5 exons. The coding region runs from base 1 to 4158 and encodes 1385 amino acids. Lineage: Eukaryota; Viridiplantae; Streptophyta; Magnoliopsida; Solanales; Convolvulaceae.